Molecule: messenger RNA, 2975 nt
Organism: Microbotryum saponariae
Lineage: Eukaryota; Fungi; Basidiomycota; Microbotryomycetes; Microbotryales; Microbotryaceae
Source: the annotation of a GenBank genome assembly
AUGGUCAGUACAUGCUCACGGGGGGUUUUUUUUUCUUUCUUUUUUUUUUUCUUAUGCUCGAUGCACUGACCGACUCUGCGGUGGUGUGCAGUUGGUGCGGAUCCGUUCGCGCGAUGGCAACUUUCGCUUCGAGCUGCAGCCCAGUGAUGACGUGUCGGUGCUCAUACAAAAGGUGAGCAGCACGAGUCAUGCUACGUCGUUCCUGUGUGCUGCUCGAUGGAGAAGCCUCUACGGCGAAGGAAUGGUCCGCUCCGAUUCGACUGGCCUCGCUUCCGUCGCUCAGGGAACGAUGACGAAGCCCAAGUCCCAAGUCGAGCACGGGCACGGGCACGUCGUCCCACAUCACCGAGCUGGCUUUGAUCACCCAAACAUGACCCUUUCUCAUCGUAUUCUUCUUGCGUGCUGGAACUUUGCGCUGACCCGAUCUACCUACCCCGAGCAGAUCCUCGAAACGUCGGCGACGAUCGACCCCUCGACCCUCGCGCUGUCGAAUGCACCUCGAGGAGGAGAGCAGCCCGUGUCCAAUAUUGCUGGGGACCUUCAGUCAUUAGGGAUUGGGUGAGUUGGCUGAGCUACCGACUUUCCACCUUGUGACCCCAUUUCUCGGCCGCUCACCCAGCACGUCAUCCCCACUUCGCAGCCACGGCGAUCUCUUGUUCGCAUCCUACACGCCGCUACCCGAGGGCGCCACGCCGGCACAACCAGCAGCGACACCUGCUGCUGCCCAGCCUGUCGCGUCGACGCUUGCGGGCAAGACCGUUCCCAUCGAGACCCCUACACCUUCGACCUCGGCGCCCAUCGCAGCACCGACCUCGUCGACCGGCUCAAAGAAGCCAUGGGAGUCCGCCAAGGUCGACGCUGUAGAUCUCUAUUGGGCACAGAGGGAUGGCAAAAUUGAGCGCAAAAAGGGGGUCAACGGCUGUCGAUGUGGACCCAAGGCCAUGUGCGAUUACUGCAUGCCUCUCGAGGUCCGUCCUGACCUUUCGCUAGAACCCAGUCCCAGUCCAAGAGCUGACCUGUUCUCAAGCACUGCAGCCCUUUGAUUCCAACUAUCAAGCCGAGCACUCGAUCAAGCAUCUCUCCUUCCAAGCCUACUUGCGCAAGAUCAAGGCCUCGGCCCCUCUCUCAUCGGCAUCGACGAGCUACGUCCCGCCGCUGUCGAACCCGUCGUACCGUGUCCAGGUUCCUUGCUCGUCGAGCUCGCACCCGUCAUGGCCGGCAGGGAUUUGCACCAAGUGCCAACCUUCGGCCGUGACGCUCUCUCGUCAGGUCUGGCGCAUGACCGAUCACGUCGAGUUCGCGGACCCGUCCAUCAUCGAGCGCUUCCUCAGCUUUUGGCGCCAAUCAGGGACGCAGCGCUUCGGCUUCUUGCUGGGGAGGUACGAGCCGUACGAAAAGGUGCCGAUGGGUGUCAAGGCCGUCGUCGAGGCGAUCCAUGAGCCGCCGCAGGAACCCCUGGCCGACGGCGUCUCGGUCGGUUUACCCUGGGAGGACGAGGCACGCGUUGCUCGACUCGCCGAAUCGUGUGGUCUUCAGGUCGUGGGGAUGAUCUACACCGAUCUGGUUGCAGACCAAAGCAGUGCCGAGAAGAAGGCGCAGGGCAAAGUCGUGUGCAAGCGUCACGCCAACUCGUUCUUCCUCUCGUCGCUCGAGGUCGUCUUUGCUGCGCACUUGCAAAGGCUUCAUCCGAACCCGUCGCGGUUCGCCGAAGCGGGCCACUUCAGCAGCAAGUUCGUGACGUGCGUUCUGAGUGGCGAUCUCGAGGGCAACGUCGCGAUCGAGGCGUACCAAGUUUCGGAUCAGGCGAUGGCCAUGGUCGAGGCGGAUAUGAUCGAGGCUAGUGUCGACCCGGGUAUCAUGCGUGUCAAGGAGGCAGGACCGACACGUUACAUCCCUGACGUCUUUUAUCGAUACAAGAACAAGUACAAUCUCGAGGUCAAGGAGUCGGCCAAGCCUUGCUUCCCCGUCGAAUAUCUGCUUAUCAAUGUGAGUGCUGGAUCAGCAGGGCAAAAAAGCGAGUGUACGGAGCCUAACAUCGUACGAUUCUAUUCGGCUGUGAUUAUUUAGGUCACCAAUGGUUUCCCUCUCGCGCCUUCACCAAUGUUCACCUCUGAGCGACCGUUCGCGAUCGAAUCUCGGAUGGGUCUACAAGAUCAAACCAUGGCUUCGGCCGCUUCGACCUUUGCAGCGCUCGCCAAGGACCUUCCGCCAAGCCAAGUCGGAUACUCGGCGCAUCAGGACGGCGAGAAUGGGGCAUCGAGUAGCAGCGCCAAGGGCAAAGAGAAGGAGGGGACUUCUGGAAAUGACGCUGCGACGCCGAUCAUCAAGUGGCUCAGUGAUUGGCACUUGUUGGCGUUUUUGGACCAGGUUGGGUUGUUUGAGAAGGUGAGUCUCAAUCGUCGGGGCUGCUCUCAUGUUCUACGAACUGAUGAGGUGAUGUGUGUGAGCAGUCCGACAUCGAGUUGAUGGCUCAGAUCGCCAAGACGAAGGAUGCCGCGACAUUGCGACGCCUCUUCGCGACCAAUAGCUGGCAGACGUUCUUGACGAUCGCACAAGAUGAAGGUGAGCAUAUUUCACCGUUACUACAUUGCCUUGCGAUAAGGGCCUGACUCGUUCGUUCCUCCCUCUCUCUCACCUCAGGACCUCGCGCGAACGGCAACGGCCCCAGUUCCGGCAACACCCUCGGUGGUGCACCACAGACGUUCGACGACGGGUUCGAGAUUCCACCCGACGUCGACGUACCACCCGAUGCAUACAACAACCAUGACAUGCAAGACGUAUCGAUGGCCAACGCUGGCAAUGGUGGAGGGCUAGGUAAUGCUGGUGGUAGUGGUGGUAGUGGUGGUGGUGGUGGUGGUGGUGGUGGUGGUGGUGGUGGUGGUGGUGGAGCUGGCGGUACAAAGGUGUGCCCCCAUUGCACUUUCGAGAAUGAGGCGGGGAGCACGGAUUGUGAUAUGUGCGGGUUGCCACUUUAG